Trichomonas vaginalis G3 is the source of this 1659-nucleotide messenger RNA. RefSeq names its product biological adhesion protein. Lineage: Eukaryota; Parabasalia; Trichomonadida; Trichomonadidae. The coding region runs from base 1 to 1659 and encodes 552 amino acids. The transcript has a single exon. The record is from RefSeq and is a predicted model, not a curated record.
AUGUCUGAAGAUGGAGCAAAUCUACCAGUGAAUAAAGAUCCAUCAUUGCUUAGGCAAAUGCUGAAAAAAGUAUCAGGAAAGAACCAAAAGCUUAAGGAAGAGCUUAAUAAACUUCUAGAAGCAAAUAAUAAUAAUUUACUUGUUCUAAAAAGCAAAGACGAAGCCAUUGAAAAGGCAGAAGUAUUACUUACAAGCUUGAGAGAUAAAAUGAAAGAGAAUGAACAAGAAAUUAAUGCGAAGAACGAAAAAGUCAAUACAUUGCAAAAAGAAAUAUCAAAAUUAAAUGAUAAAAUCAAGGCAUUUCAAGAAUCAAACGAGAAUGCAAUAAAAUCACAAGAGCUUGAACAAAAAUUGAAACAAUUUGAAAAAGAUAAACUGACAUUUGAGGAACAGAAAAAGAAAAUCAUACAAGAACUACAGAUUAGGAAGGAAAACAUUGAUAAUGAAGUUAAGCAAAACAUAAAAGAGAAAGAAAAAGUAUUAAAUGAUCGAUUUAACAUACUUGCAGCAGAGCAACAUAAAUUUGAAGUACAGAAAAGUGUUAUUGAAGAGAUGAAACAGAAAUAUUUCGAAGAGACCGCACAAUUGGAAAACAAAAGAAUCGAUGUUGAAGUUGAAAUCGAAACUACCAAUGCAAAACUUGAUGAAAUCAGGAAGGAAAGACAUAAAAAUGAGCAAAUAUUACAAGAUAUACUCGAAGAAAGAAAGAAAAACGAAGAAAUUCUGUUAAAUUCACAAGAUGAACUAAAAUCAAUAGAAGAAAAGAAACGUACACUCGAAGAGCAACUCAAAGACUUCGAAUCUCGUGCAGAAGAAAUCAAGGCAUUCGAAGAAUCUAAAAAAGACAUGGAAAAUAAAUUAGAAGAUAUCAAGAAACGAGAACAGAACGUCGAAGCCAUCAAACAAUCAUAUGAAUCCAAAGUUAAAGACGUUGAACUACUCCAUUUGACUCUACAAGCAAAAGUCAGAUCAACAGAGAUGGCAAGAGAGGAAGCACAGAACAAACUCGAUCAGUUACUUGUUAGAGAAGAGCAGGUCGAUGAUAAGAUAUCAAAGAUGGUCGCUCAAGAGCAAAGACAAAGGAUGGACGCUGAAGCAAUGAUAAAAUCUUUACAAAAAAAGAUUGAAGAGGUCUGUCAGCAAAAUUCUGAGGCAAAUAAUCGUCUUCAUGAAAUUACAGAUCUUUACAGUACAUUAAAAUCCCAAACAGAAAGCAUCAACAAGGCAAAAGAAGACUACGAAAAGCAAUACAAUGACAUGAAAACGAAAUUUGAAAAUGCAAAUCUUCCAGAACUCUUUGCAACAGCUAACAAAUACAAGGAAGUUACAGAGUCUAACGAAAAUCUUAAGAAUGAAAUAUCAAAACUCAAAGAAGACAUCAAAACUUUGGAGAUGAAGAAUGAAGCCACCGAAAAGAAGCUUACUGCUGAAAUUGCAAGGUAUGAUGCAAGUACAAAAGGUCAUAUAGAUGGAGUUCAUGCUUCUUACCUCAAGAAAUCCCUUUUGCAGUUCUUUUUCGCUGAUAAUAACAAACAGAGGGAAUCAAUGAUCCCUAUGAUCUUAGAUAUAUUGAGCUGUGAUGAUAACCAAGUUCAACAUGCAAUGAAGAACUGGAGAGAAAGCCAACAGAUUAUCAACAAAGGAAUUUGGCCAUUUUGA